AUGCUUGACCUAUGUAAUAUACUACUCUCCAUUCUCUUCAGUGCCAUUCUCCGCCUCGACAACCCCGAUGAAUGGCAACCCCUCUUCGGCAGCCCACUCGAAGCAUACAGCAUUCGCCGCUUCUGGACAAAAUUCUGGCACCGCCUGACCGUCUCCUCAUGCGCUUCCUCUGGAACACAGGUCACCCGCCGUCUUAUCGGCAUGACACCUGGAUGCCGAAGUGAAAAGAUCUUCGUCGCGCUCUGGACGUUCUUGCUCUCAGGAUUGUGCCAUGUGAUUCCUGACUGGCAGGUGGGCGAGCCAUGCUAUCCGCAUGAUGAUCUACUCUUCUUCGGGGCGAAUUUCUUGGCCAGUGCCAUGGAGGUGUUAGUGGCGCGCAGGCUGAGGUUCAUGAAUAGAUAUCAUGCAGGUGGUGACAAGUAUUUUUGGUUAGGAUCAUUGAGAGCAAUUACUGCGGCUGUGGGGUGUGUUUGGGUUCUGAAGUUUUUCUUCUGGAUCACUCCCAAGUGGCAGUAUCCCAAAAUGUAUGCAGUUUUGAUGCAAGUUCAGGGAUACUACGGUUGGCAGUAG
Messenger RNA from Aspergillus luchuensis, 570 nucleotides. Its product is annotated as wax synthase family protein. Lineage: Eukaryota; Fungi; Ascomycota; Eurotiomycetes; Eurotiales; Aspergillaceae. The transcript has a single exon. The coding region runs from base 1 to 570 and encodes 189 amino acids. The record is from RefSeq and is a predicted model, not a curated record.